CUUUUGUUCGCAGGGGUGUGCACAGCCCAGGUGCAGCAGGACCUGACGUAUCACUGUGUCCAGUCCAACUGGAAAUUUACCUUUGGAAGUGGAACACAGCUGAUGGUGAAACCUGAUAUUACUCCAUCUCCUUCAGUCUACAGGCUGACCUCUGAAGAUAACAAGGAUUUGGAAAUGUGCCUUAUCACGGAUUACUCCCCUGAAAAGCUUGAUCUUAGCUCAGUCGAUAGUAAGACAGAAACUGUUGUGGAGGUGGCAACAUCCGAGAACAAACAUGAAGCAAGCUACCUGUCAACCUACUGGGCCAAGAAGGAUGAAAUGCAGUGUGGUGCCAAGCACGAGGGAUUUGGAAUACUAAAAGGAGAUGAUCCUGAAGCUGGUGCCAGCACUGUCUGCAUUACGGGGAUGUCACUGCUCUUCAAGACAGAUGAGAACCUGAACAUGCUGACCUUCUCACAACUGGGCCUGAAAAUAAUUUUCAUGAAAGCAGUAAUUUUUAACGUGCUUAUAACGAUGCUUAUGUGGAAAAAAAAUCAAUGAAAGUAACCAGACAGUGCAGAUGUGAAGUAC
Gallus gallus (chicken) is the source of this 570-nucleotide messenger RNA. RefSeq names its product Ig heavy chain Mem5-like. Gene Ontology annotation, biological process: response to bacterium. The record is from RefSeq and is marked provisional. NCBI's taxonomy places the organism in Eukaryota, Metazoa, Chordata, Aves, Galliformes, Phasianidae.